AUGCUGGCCCAGAGUUUUCCCAACAGUCAUUUCGUCGGUCUUGACAUUGACCAGUGCAACGUGGAUUGGGCCUAUAAGGAUGUAGCCACGCUUGGUCUGAAGAACCUUGAGUACGUCUGCGCCGACGCCUCUGCGAUGCCUAACGACUGGACCUCGACUUUCGACUACGUUUUCUUCUUCAACCUCCUCCACGACACACCCCGACCUGACCUGAUCAUUGAUGACGUCAAGAGAGUGAUGAAGAAGGAUGGAAUCAUGUCGGUGAUCGAGCUGUAUGCUGAAUCGAAACACGCCGAUAACCUUGGAGAUCCGAACGCCUCGUUUAAUUACACCGACAGCUUGUUUUACUGUCUGCGAUGUCCAACAACCAUCCUGGCUCCAUGGCUCUAG
Strongylocentrotus purpuratus (purple sea urchin) is the source of this 390-nucleotide messenger RNA. RefSeq lists its product as uncharacterized. The coding region runs from base 1 to 390 and encodes 129 amino acids. The record is from RefSeq and is a predicted model, not a curated record. The transcript has a single exon. NCBI's taxonomy places the organism in Eukaryota, Metazoa, Echinodermata, Echinoidea, Camarodonta, Strongylocentrotidae.